UGUGAUUCAAACGAAUGAAUGUAAUUAGGUGUGAAAUAUAAAGCUGAAGGUGUGGCACCACACAAUAGUCUAGUGUCUUUGGCAGUCAGGUACACCAUGACAGCAUCAUUUCUGUGGGAUAAGUUCUCUGAAUAUUUUGUACACAAUUACUCAUUAGAAGAUUGUUAAAUGUAACGAAGAGUGAUGUGUGUAAACGGUAUCAUUGUUUAUGCACUGCGUCUGUUUGCUUGUAAGGAGUGGGAUGGAUAUUGUGCUGGAGGAUCAGGAAUAAGACACCGCAGAUUCUGGUAGUUUAAGUUGUUAUUUGAUGUUUGGUGCUCUCAGAGUUCCAAGCUGUGUCUUUGUAUAUGGUUUCUAAAUUGGAAAUGUGGAAUAUACAUCAUGUAUACUUUUUUGAGCAGAGACAAUCCACUUGAUAGUGCCAUUUUCACAGGUCAUGUGGUCACCUAAGUGAGUGAUCAGUGCGUGUUUCUCAAUUUGUAAGCCAUCCAGCAGUUUUUUCAGCCAACAGAAAUUACCUUCUCAGAACACGUUUUGUUAGAAGUGGAUUUCUGGCCCCCUCUUUACUAUAAUGACUGCAUCUUACUGAAGUGUUGUGCAUUAAGAAUUGACAAAAUAGCUCUAUACGGCCAACACAAGUCUGUCACAGUUUGAUCCAACAUUUGAUACGGAUUAAUGCUUUAAUUGGAGGAAAAUCCAUUCCACCCUGCAGACUACAUGGAAAGUUACUUGUUGCAUCUUUCCGUUGGAGAUACUCACUUUCUGCUAGCCAAUCAAACCUUUGGGAAUUUCUUGGAACCUUCCAGUGAUUAUUUCCAGAGAGCUGGAGGUUGACAUCUUUAAUUUCCUGCAAUAAAACAAUUCACAGACCCAAAAAUAGUUAUACCAGUGUGGAAUUCAAAUCAGCAAUAUUGUAAACUGUCCUGCCAUUGUGAUAUUUUGUUGCUUUAUUGAUUUCAUAUUUUGAAAUCACAUCUUUGACAUUCAGUUAAGCAGUAAUGGGCAAAGGUAGGGGAAAAGGAAAACACGGUGUGGGAGUAGACAGCAUGCCCACCCCACCAGACGGGGGUUGGGGCUGGUUCGUGGUACUGGGGUCAUUCCUGCUUCAUGUGGUGGCUGAUGGAAUCGUCUACUCUUUUGGAGUAUUCUACAUGGAGUUCUUGACUUACUUCAAGGGAGGAAAAGGAGAGACUGCGUGGGUGGGGUCACUUGUCCCAGGUGUCACUUUGCUCGUUGGACCAUUAGCGAGUGCCUUGACCAACAGAUAUGGUUGCCGCUCAGUGACGAUAGUGGGAGCCAUCAUUGCAGCAGUUGGUUUCAUCCUUAGUCUGUUUGCACCCAACAUUUACUAUCUCUUCUUUAGUUUUGGCAUUCUUUCAGGCCUAGGGUUUGGAUUAAUGUACCUUCCUGCCAUAGUGAGUGUCAGUCAUUAUUUUGAGUCAAAGCGGUCCUUUGCAACUGGAAUUGCCGUCUGUGGAUCAGGCAUUGGGACUUUUAUUUUUGCACCAGUCUCCAAACUAUUGGUAGAUGAGUAUACAUGGAAAGGAGCUGUACUCAUAGAGGCAGGAAUCAUUCUGAACUGUAUUCUGUUCGGGGCCUUGUUUAGACCUUUGGUUGUAAAACAUGAAAAUGCAGAUAGGGAAUAUGAUGAAGAAAAGGGCAAACAAGAGGAGAAAGAUAAACUCAUGAAAAAACCCACAGAAUCUAACGGUGUUCAAUAUACAGAUCAGCAGGGGGAUCUCCCAGACAUUCAAAAAACUGGGACAAAAGACACCCUGGCCAUUCCUAAUAAACAUUUACAGAAUCUGAUACUCCAGAAUGACACUAAUCAACUGUUUAGAAGUGAAGGAGCCAUAAACAACAUUGCGUCCAAAACGUUAUCUGCCUCUCCAUCAAAACAGUCUUUCAAUCGUCAGACAUCUACGCAAUCUCAUCUGACUCCAUCUUCUGGUCCAAUGUACAGAAAGGACAUCUUUUAUAGUGGUAGUCUCAUCAAUAUCCCCCAGUAUCGGUCAAACCCCAACCUGUUUAUCACCAGUAUAACCUCACUCCCGGAUGUGAUCCCUGAUGACCAGGACUGGUGUCUGUUCCGGUGCCUUGGGCUCUCUCCAGAAAUGAGGGAUGCCAUCAGACAAAUGAUGGACUUUUCUCUUCUUAAAGAUGUCAUUUUCUUACUCUUCACCAUUUCCAACAUUUGCACCAGUAUUGGUUUUAACAUGCCAUACAUAUACCUCCCAGAUCGAGCUCAUGAGGUGGGAAUUAACAAGACAGAUGCCACAUUCCUUGUGUCUGUUAUAGGGAUUGCAAACACUAUUGGUCGAGUGGUGUUUGGAUGGAUGGCGGACAAACCCUGGGUGAAUCGACUGAUGCUGUACAACACUUCAUUGUUUAUAUGUGGGAUUGCGACAGCCCUCUCUCCUCUCAGUGACAGUUAUCCCUUCCUGAUCGGUUAUGCUGCAGUCUUUGGUGCAUUUAUAGGUGUAUAUGUGGGUUUGACCUCUGUGGUUCUUGUGGACCUGUUGGGACUUUCCAAGCUGACCAAUGCAUUUGGACUACUGCUGAUGUUUCAAGGCCUUGCAACAUUCAUUGGGCCUCCAAUUGCUGGUUGGCUGUAUGAUGGAACAGGAAGUUACGACAUUUCUUUCCAUGUAGCGGGUACAAUGGUGGCCAUCAGUGGUGCCAUGCUCUACGCCAUUCCGUUUGUCCAGAAAUGUCUUGGUCGCAAACCACCCACUGAUGAAAUAGAAAUAUCUGCUCCUCAGGAAGAAGAGAUGAAACCUCUGUCAGCUUGAACAAAUGAUCACCUUAUAAAGUUUGAAAAAUCUUUACAAAGUGCAGAUAUUGGUUUCCAGAGGGCAGACAUUGGAGACAUGCAGUGUUAUAUAUAUAUACCCACCAUACCGUGUCAUUGAUUAAGCAGGCACUUGAUAAAGUGAAAUAGAAGAAAUUACAUGCAACCGUCAUAUUUUCCUGCACUAAAACAAAAAUGCAUGCAUGUAUUAUCUAGUUCCAUGCUAGGUACAGGUUUUGAUACCUUAUAUGAAGAUAUUGUAGGAUUUAUAAUGGGGAAUUAAUCAUGCUUAGCUUCAUUAAUGAUAUAUUUUUAUAAAUGUGAAUGCCAUAUAUAUUUUACAUUAGAUUAUGAUUUUAUUCUUUGAUUUAUUCACAUAAGUACAAUUGCAUUUGAAAAGCAAUAGAGCACCUUUGUUGCUGGCAUCAUGAUGGUCAAUUCAGUGUGCCUUAUAUACAAUCACUAUGUAUGUAUUUAUGGCAAUAACAAGGUGUAUGUGUAGGUGGUGAUUGAAAUGAUGAAAUUCUACGGUAUCUCACCAAAAUACAAAGCUCAUUAUACCCCCCCCCUCUCUCUCUCUUUGAUCCGCUCUCUCAGCAUCACAACUCUUGACUUGCACAUUAUUUGGAACAUCUGAGUUCUUAGUAGCUAUACCUACAUGUACAUGUAUAUUUAGACCAUAAGCACUUUAUGUGCCCAUGUGUUCCCACUCCUAAUAAAGCAUAAAAUAGUGCCCCUUUAAUAGUGGCGAGCGUGUCAUGUGUCUAUGACAGGGAACAAUUACAUGUAGGCACAUAAAUAAUUUAUAUUAAAAAGUGCAUUAUCACUUAAUUCUCUAGCCUUGGGUGUCACUGAUUGUGACAAAAUUUCCAGUUGUUUUCUAUCACACAUUGUGUACUUCAGGACCAGUUCACUCUUCUAAUGUAUAAAGUCACAGUAAUCUGAGUUAAUUCAGAUAAUGGUGGGCUAACUCACUAGAUCUAUACCCAUUCAUACUUGGAUAACUUAACCAAUUUUUGUAGUUGGUAAGUUAAUCUGCUACGGGUGUGAAGUUGGUUAGAUUAAUUUAGUUCAUUGUCGUGUGAAUACGAAAUCAGUUCAAUUAACCAGGAUCAUGUGUAGUUUUAUCACAAACUGGGAUUUUUACUUGAUUUAAUUAUAUUGUUACUAUAAAGAAUAUCACAACUAAAUUUUGCCUAAAAUUAUUUAGUUGUUAGUUUUGAAAACUUUACACUGGUAGAAUAACUUACACACUAAAUUUUUUAUAUUGUUAGAAUGUGAUAUGGAUUAGAUAGGAUGUGUUUAUAAAGUUAUACUGCAUUUCAGCAAUGUUAACUUAACCCAGUGUGGUCCUGAAUAUUGUACACCAGGCGAUGUCAGUGAGUUUGGAGUGAGUGUAUUCAUAAGCAUUUUUCACAGACCAGACAUGCAUGGAUGUUAUGCAAGCUAGAUCCAUUUUUGGUAACAGGAAGGUGGGGAUGGGGGAAAUCAUGUUGAUCGAAAUUAAUGUUGAAUACAAAAAGUGCUAUUUCAUUUGUUUUUAUUUUACCUACAUGUAUGUUGCAUUAGACUUUAUUUGAAUACAUUCUGUACAUGUAAUUUUCAUGCGAGUCUGUGUUGAUCUGUGAAAGAUUUAUAUCCCACUCUUACAAUGAAGAUAUUAAUCAUGAAGACAAGAUAUUAAUUUUAUUGAAUUUUUCCAUAUUAGUAGUACUCUGCACUUACACAUUGUAGUUUGUCAAUAUGCAAAAGUUCUAAUGUUUAUCUUAGUAACACUUUUAAAAUGGCAUGUAGGAAAAUUAAUUUCUCUUUACAAUUUUCUCAGCAUCUACACAGCUUUUUGAUAUUUUCUUGGUGGAUUUUAAGGAGGCAUAGCACGUCAACAAUAGUUGUAUUGGAUGGAAAAUAAAAGAUCUAGAAUAGUUUGAAAUAUUUUUAAAAAUUUUAAAAUUUGCAUUACUUAUUGAAAACAAUGUGGCUUUUAGUAAAAAAAAUUGAAAACCCCAGUGGGGCUUAAAACUCAUAAUAUUCAGAUUGACAGCCUCACACGUUAAUCAGCUGAGUGAACCAUCUAUGUCACAUAAUUUAAAAAGCCAAAUAUUAUAUGACUGAUACUAUGCUUUGAAAGGAGGUCAGCCAUUACGACAAUUUUUGGCUAUCUGAGUGUGACAUGCAGUACCAGUUAUAAUUUUACAACUCAUGAUUGCGUAUUUCCUGUUUGGUGGGAAUACAUGAAUAAAUUUGAGAAAGACAAUAAUAUUACUUUCACUUUUAUUUCAAAAUUUAAAAUAUUGUGUUGGAAGAUUUCGUAAAAGAAAACUUCAAAAUUUCCAUUGCCUAAACUUGGUAUACAUUACCAAAAGACUUUAUAUAUUUCAUAUACAUUUGUCAUCCAUUACAAAUUUUCUGAUUUGUGUUGUAUGAUAAUUAUUUUUCAUUUGUGAACAUCCAUAAUGUACUAAUGGACAGUAAGAAAAUUUCACUAUAGUGUUUUGCCUCUAUGCAAUCCAGACUUUAAAUUUUCUUCAUUUUGAACCAAACCAACUGCAGUCUUGAGCUUUUUUGAGAGACUCUGAUUUCGGGCCAUUCGUAUUAACAGAAUCUAACUCUGGACAGUAUAUCUUUGUAUUCUAAAUAUUUUUGAAGUGCAAUACAACCAGAAACAUUUACACCUAGUCAAUAAAAAUAAAAGUAA
This is a messenger RNA of Ostrea edulis (European flat oyster), 5486 nucleotides long. RefSeq names its product monocarboxylate transporter 9-like. Gene Ontology annotation, molecular function: monocarboxylic acid transmembrane transporter activity. The record is from RefSeq and is a predicted model, not a curated record. The transcript has 6 exons. Bases 999 to 2792 code for a protein of 597 amino acids. Lineage: Eukaryota; Metazoa; Mollusca; Bivalvia; Ostreida; Ostreidae. Gene Ontology annotation, biological process: transmembrane transport; monocarboxylic acid transport.